Messenger RNA from Mesorhabditis belari, 2148 nucleotides. Lineage: Eukaryota; Metazoa; Nematoda; Chromadorea; Rhabditida; Rhabditidae. The record is from the annotation of a GenBank genome assembly.
AUGUCGGCCGAGCUUCGAUCGCUUCACGUUCUCCCAAAUGAGACGCCCGUUUGCAGUCUCGAUUGCAAGACUGCCUUUGAGACGUUGACGGAAAAGGAACGCCUUUACGCCCAUCACCUCUCCAAAGCUUCUUAUGAUGGAUCGCUUGCCGUCUUUUUGCAGGUUUCGCCCGAAGCCGCUGGACUUUUUGUCGUCUUCCAUCGACUCUUCGCUACGGAGUCCGUUGAAUCGUUGAAGAAAAAGGCUUUGGGAAAUGGCUGGACUGAAGAAGAAUUCGCGGCUUUUCUCGUUUAUGUCGCCGGUUUCUACAAUAACAGCGGCAACUACAAAGGAUUUGGAGAUAGCAAAAUUGUGCCUGGAGUUUCAACGGAAAAGAUCACCUCCUUGGUGACAGCAUCAGAUGCAGUCUCAAAAUACCCCGAGCUCCUCUCCACCUAUCAUGCCAUCGAGCAACUCAUUUGCAGCCUUCAGCAAAGGGAGCUGCAAUUGGGAUUUUGCCAAUCGGGUAUCACCACAUAUCAUUGUGAAAGUGUGACGAAGGAGGACGCUCAGUUCAUAGAUCGUUUCUGCAAGGAGCACAAUAUUGAGACGUGGAACACGAGGCUUUUCAAGGAUACCGAAAAGCGCAAUGGCAAGACGGUGUUCCGGAUUGUGAAUGCUAGCUCGAUCACUGAAGGCUGGCGUGAGGAGGAAUUCGAGGAAGCGAUCGUUGUCGUUGAAAGGGGAGACUACUCACCGUUGAUGGCCAGAGCCGCUGAAAGCCUUCGAAAGGCAAAAGACUUCGCCGCAAACGACAACCAAGUGCAAAUGUUGGACAAGUACGUUAACCACUUCACCACCGGGGAUUUAAAUGAUCACAAGGAUGGAUCCCGUUUCUGGAUCAAGGAUCAAAAUCCGGCGGUUGAGAGCUACAUCGGAUUCAUUGAAAACUACAGAGAUCCAGCCGGGACUCGGUCAGAGUUUGAGGGAUUCGUUGCAGCGGUGAACAAGGAGACUUCAAAGAAGUUUAAGGUACUUGUCGAUCGCGCUGAGGAGCUUCUCGAACGAAUGCCGUGGGGAAAAGCUUAUGAAAAGGACAGAUUCCUGAAACCCGAUUUCACCGCCUUGGAUGUGAUCAGCUUUGCGGGAAGUGGCAUCCCAGCUGGAAUCAACAUCCCUAAUUAUGAUGAGAUCCGUCAAAACGAGGGCUUCAAGAACGUCUCGUUGAGCAAUGUCAUCUCGGCAACACCCAAACAAAAGAUGAACUUCUUGGAUGAGAGAGACGAGGAUCUCAUGUUCAAAUAUCACAAGGACUCGUUCGAAGUUCAGGUCGGUCUUCACGAGCUUCUCGGUCAUGGAAGUGGAAAACUCUUCCAACGAAACGCUGACGGAACUUUCAACUUCGAUCAAGAUACGACGAAUAUUUUGGAUGGUGGAAAGAUAACCACCUGGUACGAGCAAGGAGAGACUUGGGGCAGCAAGUUCGGUGCACUCUCUGGUCCCUAUGAAGAAUGCCGAGCUGAGGCGGUUGGAUAUGUGCUUUGCUGUGAUGAGGAUAUUCUCAAGAUCUUUGGCUAUGAGGGUGAGCUCGGACAAACGGUGAAAUACGUGAACUGGCUGAGCGAGAUCCGCGCCGGUUUGAUGGCCUUGGAGUUCUACAAUGCGGAUUUGCAGAAAUGGGGACAGGCUCACUGCUACGCUCGCUACGUUCUGACUCAAGUGUGCCUGGAAGCCGGCCAAGAAUUUGUGACCAUUGAGGAAGUGACUGGUGAAGAUGGAAAACCUGAUCUAAAAUUCAAGCUUGAUCAGAACAAGAUCGACUCGGUUGGAAAGCCAGCUGUUCGGGAAUUCUUGAAGAAGCUUCAGCACUACAAGACAACCGGUGAUGCGGCUGGUGGAACGGCUUUGUUUGAGGGAUAUGGAAAGGUGACCGAGAAAGAGCUCGUUUGGAGGAAUAUCUGCAUCACUCGCCGCAAGCCUCGCCGUCUCUUCGUCCAAGCAAACACCCGGCUCAAUGGAGAGAAAAAUGCCGAACUUGUCACUUAUCCAGAGACUUUUGAGGGAAUCAUCGCUUCUUUCGUUGAGAGGUACGACUCGGCUGCCAUCGACGAUCUCGAGCUCUGCUGGAAGGAGCAAAAGAAAUGGUGGCCCACCGCUUUUGGAAAACAC